CAACUCUCUCGCCAUGACGCGUCGCAAUCCAUCUUGGCCGCCAAAAUCGCGCCUACUAACCAUCCGAUUACGUGCGCUGUCAAAAUCGCGCAUGUUUGUAGCACUGAAAUGUCCGUGAGGGGCCCUCGAGGCAGUCGUGGACGUGGUCGUGGUCGUGGGCGAGGGCGCGGCAGAGGAGGAAAGACUAUUCUUUGGGAAUGGGAGAGCUAUAAACCCAGCCCAGAAGUCUACGAGCAACUCUGGCAUAUUCGCAAAGCUCCCGCAAUCGUAACCUCACAACCGCCAAACAACUGCCCCAUGACAAAUGCACGAACACGAAUAUUGGACCGCCGACAAACAGAGACGGAGAUUCGACUGAAUUUCUACAUAGUGGAGAUCACACAUCUCGUAGCAGAUCGGAACACAUCUACAUCAAGCGAGGAAGUGGGGGAUAUCGCAAGCAUAGAGAUUGAAGAAGUAGAUCUGAGCUGUAUAAUGCAAUAUGUCUCGCCGCACGAGCUAGAGCGCUUCGAGAAUGCGCAGUUCAGACUCGAAGCCGCGGCGGAGGCUGAGGUAUUGCAACAAGAAGCAGAAGAACAGGCACUCAGACGGCUGGCUAAGAACGCGAGGGUAUCUGACGCAGCCAAGGGUAGCCGCAUGCUAAGCGGGCUAGGCGUCGAUCCUGAAUUAUCAACAAGAGGCAGACCAAGAGGGCGUGGGAGAGGAAGGGGUAGAGGGAGCUGGCGUGAACGGGGCGCCAUUGUGAUGCACGGUCAGUUACGUGAUGAAGACUCGCAGGAGGAGCUAGUAGGCUCUGAACCCAUAGAGACGUUAAACCGUGAAGAAGAACUCAUACAGCGCACCAUCACGGAGACAGAGUCAGAAGAAGAUGACACGACGCAAACCUCACCUGGCGUCAUGCGCUCAGCAUUCGUUGCCAACAGCGCGCUUCCUGUUUCGUCUAUCACGCCACAUCGGCGCCUUUCUAAUCUAUCGAUUUUACGACGUGGCCAUCCUGGGGUGUCCGACAUGGAUGAUUCGGAUGCUAGGUUGGACGAUGAUGAGACAAGGUCCAUAUCCAGCGCUGCAGUACAACUACGAUCCGAAGCCCGUCACCGGGAGCCAACAGUCGAGGAGUCAGAAGACAGUCUAAAUGGAGAUCAACAUCACAAUAAGAGAAAACGAACAACUAGCACAACUUCGAACCAACAUAUCCACACUGCACAGGCCCAGUAUGAAGCUUCCGGGGAUUCGUUCGAUGAGGCAAUACCUCCUGGGCCAUCUUCUAAUGGUCCAAUAGAAACCGAUCCCAUCCACAUUCGAUCCCAUCAUAAGAACUCUUCCGUGCAGAAAGAUCCCGCCGAAGAGGAGGACGAGGAGCCUGAGGAAUUUGUUGUGGAGGACAUAAUUGAGCACUUCUACGAAGGAGGGACGAAAUAUUAUCUGGUCAAAUGGGAAGGGUAUGAGGAUAGCUAUGACUGGCUACCAGAAGAACGUUUGGGAAGUGCGACGGAGCUGGUUACGGAGUACAACGAAAAAAACAGAAGGAGGAGGCGUAAAGGCAAGAUAAGGGGAGGUGGAACGAUUUCUUAAAUAAUGACCAUUAUUACCAUUCUUGUGGAGAACAUGAGAUGUAAUCACAGCAGCACUGGUGUCAUUCUAAUGGGAGCCCCAUUUCAACGUCCAUUUCUCAGCACCAAGCGUCGUGUGAAGUAAGAUAUUCUGCAAUAGGAACGCAUAUGUAUCGGACCGUGCUUGCAUGAACGCAACACCACAAUCAUGAG
Cucurbitaria berberidis CBS 394.84 is the source of this 1763-nucleotide messenger RNA. RefSeq lists its product as uncharacterized. Gene Ontology annotation, biological process: chromatin organization; negative regulation of transcription by RNA polymerase II. NCBI's taxonomy places the organism in Eukaryota, Fungi, Ascomycota, Dothideomycetes, Pleosporales, Cucurbitariaceae. Gene Ontology annotation, cellular component: pericentric heterochromatin. Gene Ontology annotation, molecular function: chromatin binding. The transcript is spliced from 2 exons. The record is from RefSeq and is a predicted model, not a curated record. Bases 109 to 1572 code for a protein of 487 amino acids.